UUGUAUUAUCAUCUCUCCUAAAUUCAGCCCAAACUUCGCAUCAAUGGCUGUUUCUUUUUCUUUUUCUUUCUCUUCUCGUUCCUUAAUUUUGGGGUUCUCAUUUCUGUUUCUGUUAAUUUCACCCGCGCUGUCGCAGACUUGCAAGUCACAGAAGCUCACAAACAACAACGUGUACAGUCACUGCUUGGACCUCCCAACACUCGCUUCCUAUCUUCACUUCUCCUACGAUUCCACCAACAGAUCUCUAUCAGUAGCAUUCGUUGCGACUCCCUCCAAUUCCAACGGAUGGAUCGCGUGGGCCAUAAAUCCCACGGGCACAGGCAUGGCGGGUGCUCAGUCACUGGUCGCAUCCAAAGAUUCUACCGGCGCCGUUACCGUUAAGACGUAUAACAUAAGUAGUUACAGCUCUGUGGUCCCGGAGAAGCUGUCGUUUGAAGUGUGGGACACGAGCGCCGAUGAGUCAGGAGGGUUCAUGAGACUUUAUGGGAAAGUUAAGGUGCCGGAGGAGCUAGCCAAGGCAGGAAAGGUUAACCAGGUUUGGCAGAUGGGCCCUGGUGUUGGGGCUAAUGGUAUGCUGGAAAAACACGACUUUGCGCCUGCGAACCUGAACGCUAGGGCGACUCUUGAUUUGAGUGGAGCUCAGAGUACUGCUGGUAGUACUGGAACAGACUCCAGAACCAAGAAGAAAAAUAUUCAUGGGAUAUUGAACGCUGUGAGUUGGGGAAUUUUGUUUCCGCUUGGAGCAAUUAUUGCCAGGUAUGUGAGGACUUUUGAGUCUGCAGAUCCAGCAUGGUUUUAUCUACAUGCAUCCUGCCAAUCCUCUGCCUAUGUUAUUGGUGUUGCUGGCUGGGGAACUGGUCUCAAGCUUGGAAGUGAAUCAAAAGGGGUUACUUACUCCCACCACCGUAAUAUUGGAAUUGCCGUUUUCUGCCUUGCAACUGUUCAGAUUUUCGCGUUGUUCUUGAGACCAAAGAAGGACCACAAGUAUCGAUUUUACUGGAAUAUUUAUCACCACGGUGUUGGAUAUGCAAUACUGGUCCUUGGCAUCCUCAAUAUUUUUAAAGGUCUGGACAUCUUGAAUCCUGCAGAAAAGUGGAAAACAGCUUACAUCAUUGUGAUCGCAGUCUUGGGUGGGAUCGCUGUACUGUUGGAAGCGGUUACUUGGAUUGUCGUUAUCAAGAGAAAAUCUAACAAGUCGACGAAGCCAUAUGAUGGAUACAACAACGGGCAAGGCAGGCAACAGCCACUUGCUCCAUAGACAAACAAUGCGUGUGGGGCUUCAUGGAAGAUUUUGGUUUUAAUACCUCUUUAUGUUAUGAGGUUUAUCUAUUUCAGACCUUUCUCACAUAGUCUGUACAAUGAUUUGGUUUCUCCGGUAUUAUUGCUUAGGAUGUAAGUAUCAAUUGGGCAGUCUCUAUGUUAUAUUUUUGUUUGUGUCACUACAGUUAGGAAGGAUUCGAUUUUCGAGUAUGCUUGUGCAUUUUCGAAGAUUUAUUUAUUACUCUUUUUUUUAUCAUAUAUAUAUAUAUAUAUUGCAGAGAUCUUCUAUGCCUCA
This is a messenger RNA of Pistacia vera, 1555 nucleotides long. Its product is annotated as cytochrome b561 and DOMON domain-containing protein At3g25290-like. Lineage: Eukaryota; Viridiplantae; Streptophyta; Magnoliopsida; Sapindales; Anacardiaceae. The transcript is spliced from 3 exons. The record is from RefSeq and is a predicted model, not a curated record. The coding region runs from base 44 to 1258 and encodes 404 amino acids.